AUGGCGAUCAAACCCAGCACCGCCAUCCCCCUCACCAUCGCCGGCAUCUUGUUCUGCCUGACCCUCAUCUGCCUGGGCUUCAUCGCCUACCGCACCGUCACCCAAAUCCUCCACCAGCGGCACAACAGCACGGCGACCAGCACCGCAACCAGCACGGCGACCAGCACCACGACCAGCACGGCGACCAGCACGGCGACCCGCCCCUCACCGACAAACGCCCCCCCAGCAGACGGGCGACAGAAGAAGGACAACAAGAAAGAGAAGGAGAGAAAGCAGCGAAGAGGAAUCCCUCCCCUCCCCUCCACCCGUUUCAGCCGCCACCGCCUGUGA
Molecule: messenger RNA, 330 nt
Organism: Diplodia corticola
Lineage: Eukaryota; Fungi; Ascomycota; Dothideomycetes; Botryosphaeriales; Botryosphaeriaceae
Exons: 1
Coding region: 1-330 (109 amino acids)
Source: RefSeq, a predicted model, not a curated record